AAGCCGCGGUGGGGCGGGGGUCCGGGCGGUGGGAGCCUGGUCGGAUCAGGGCGUGGCUUGGAGCUCGGCGGCGGAUUGGACGCGUGGGAGCGGGGUUGAGUGGGAGCGGGGGUGCGGACCCUGGGACCACCCGGCGCUGAGCCCGGGCAGCGUGAGGUCACGGCGGGAAUUCUCCCGCCCCGACUGACUCAGCCGCCCCCAAGGCCCGAAACUGAGGUCGCGUAGGUGUGCAGGGGCGGGGAGGUGGUCUCGCCGGAAGUGGGGAGGAAAUGGGGGGCUGAGGUUCCGGGCGACUCCAGCUUCUUUGGGCCGCAGAGGCCGGGCUCCCCCAGGUGGCGGGGGCGGGGCGCCGGGGCUGGGCUGGGACAGCGCGGUAGGGGCGGGACUCGCCUUCGGCGCUGUCUACGGCGCUAAGCGCCCCCAGACUCGCCACUUCCUACACGGUCGCUGGGCUAUGGGCCUCUGACUCUGCCCUACCCCCUGUGAGGCCGUCCUGUCUGCGGCUUGACGGGUGGCCUAGGUCCUUUGGAUGAUCUCCGCCUGCACUGACCUUCUCCUGUGUGCCUCCAGAUAGGCCACCAUGGGCCAGUGCUACUACAAUGAGACCAUCGGCUUCUUCUACAACAACAGUGGCAAGGAGCUGAGCUCCCACUGGCGGCCGAAGGAUGUUGUUGUGGUGGCGCUGGGGUUGACCGUCAGUGUGCUGGUGCUGCUCACCAACCUAUUGAUCAUCGCGGCCAUCGCCUCUAACCGCCGCUUCCACCAGCCCAUUUACUACCUGCUCGGCAACCUGGCUGCAGCCGACCUCUUCGCUGGUGUGGCCUACCUCUUCCUCAUGUUCCACACUGGCCCGCGCACAGCCCAGCUCUCUCUCCUAGGCUGGUUUGUGCGGCAGGGUCUGCUGGACACAAGCCUGACUGCGUCAGUGGCCACACUGCUGGCUAUUGCCGUGGAGCGACACCAGAGCGUGAUGGCCGUGCAGCUGCACAGCCGCAUGCCCCGCGGCCGUGUGGUCAUGCUCAUUGUGGGGGUGUGGGUAGCCGCCCUGGGGCUGGGGCUGCUGCCUGCCCACUCCUGGCACUGCCUCUGUGCCCUAGACAGCUGCUCACGCAUGGCCCCCCUGCUCAGCCGCUCCUACCUGGCCGUCUGGGCUCUAUCCAGCCUGCUCGUCUUCCUACUCAUGGUGGCUGUCUAUACCCGCAUUUUCUUCUAUGUUCGUGGGCGGGUACAGCGUAUGGCAGGGCAUGUCAGCUGCCACCCCCGCUACCGUGAGACCACGCUCAGCCUGGUCAAGACUGUUGUCAUCAUCCUGGGGGCAUUUGUGGUCUGCUGGACGCCGGGCCAGGUGGUGCUGCUCCUGGAUGGUCUGGACUGCAAGUCUUGCAACGUCCUGGCUGUGGAGAAGUAUUUCCUGCUCUUAGCCGAGGCCAACUCACUGGUCAACGCUGUGGUGUACUCCUGCCGUGAUGCAGAGAUGCGCCGCACCUUCCGCCGCCUCCUCUGCUGCCUGUGCCUCCGCCGGUCCACUGGUGAUUCUCCCGGCUACACAGCCUCCACCCAAACAGGCGCCAACACUCGCAUCAUGCUUUCCAAGAAUGGCCACCCCCUGAUGGACUCCACCCUUUAGCCAACCUCGGACUUCAGUGGGGUGCAGCAAGUGCUGAUUGCACCCCUGACCAUUCGUGGAUGUGCCUGGUUCAACCUAAUCUGAGGGACAGAAUUAAAGGCAGACCCUUGGUCUGGAUGACACCAGAGCCCGGCCUCCCCAGACACACAACUCUGCCUGCUUCGGGGCCUGGGGGUGUGUGGUCAUCUCCAGUGCCCAGGAGAGUGUCAGAUGGGGUUCAGGAACUGGCUCUUCAAUCGUCUCAGAUUGUGGGGUUUUCAACAGACAUUUUCCUGUUUCUACGCACCCCUGGUGCACCCUGUGGCUUGCUUCUUUGUGUGUGUUGGUGUGGGUUAAAGGUAAGAGAGGUGAGGACUCUCCGGCCACACUGCCGAAAAUCAUAAGGAUGGAUCAUGGAUGCGCCGUCUGCCUGAAGCUGCUUCUUCAGUGGCAUGGGCUGAAGGGUGCUGAGCGAGAGCUGGGAAAGGUGUGUGGCCCCGUAAAGCCUCCGGGGCUUGCCUGUCCCUGCUGGACUUGAGGGUGUCCACGAGGAGGGCAUGUUAAGAAGUAAACCUUUCUUUCUCCUCUGGGAUUUCCAAAGCAUUUUCUGUCAUUAACUCAGUCUGUCACUGUGUCCCAGAUUGUCCAUCUCAGCUUUCCCUGGCAGGGACCCUUCAGCCCUGUUCUCACUCCCCUUCAGUCUCUGGCCAGUUGUUACUCCAUCUGCCUUGGAGUUUUGCGUUUUGCGUCUGUUCCCUCGUGUCUGUCUUCUCUACUUGUUCCCCUGCUUCACUCCCGCCAGCUGCCUGUCUUCAUCCUCUGGAGCCCAGAGGAGUCCAUGGCCCACGUAAGUCCUCUCGUGCCUGCCCUUCUGUCCCAGUCCAGGUUAACAGUCAGGUGUGUUCAUCCCGUUGCAUGCCACACACCAGGGCCAGGGGUGGUGGGAUCCGUGCAGCAGGGUGUCAGCUUUGAGUGUUGCCAUUUCUCAAGCUCCUCUGACGUUGCCUGGCACACUGAUAAGCACUUCAGGAGCAUUAUUUAAUCAUCACCUGCAAGCAUUACACCUAUUUCACGUGAGGACAGUGGCUCUGAGAGGCUGAGGUCUGGCCCAUGGUUACACAGUUUUGAAGGGACACAGAGAUGCAUCCAGGGACUAGAGAGGCCCCUGGGGAAAGGGCUUCAGAUUCCCACAAAGUAUGGAAUUGGUCACAGCUCAGCCUGGAUUUUUUCUUUUUUUUUUCUUUUCUAUUUUCCUUUUUUACUGUUUAUUGACUUUAGAGAGAGGAGAGAGAGAAAGGAGAGAGAAAGAAACAUCAGUUUCUUGUUCCAGUCAUCUGUGCAUUCAUUGGUUGAUUCUUGUAUGUGCCCUGACCAGGGAUCAAACCUACAACCUUGGCAUAUGGGGACAAUGCUCCAACCAACUGAGCUAACCAGCCAGGACUCAGCCUAGCUUUUCCCACCUCACCACAUAGUCCCUGAGGGCCUCAGAUGGGUCAGACUCCUGAUGAUAAUAAGUCCUGUCUCAGAUGCUCAUAGAGCUAUCCCGCUAGGCAUGGUAUAGACCAGAAUCUGGAUUCUCUGCUUCCACCUAAGGAGACAGGGUUAUGUCCCUACUUCAGGUUCACACACAGAAUAACAGCCAAAUGUGAAACCAGGCCUCCCAAAGAGGCCCAGUUCUUAAGCUACUAAUGUAAACAUUGCCAAAGAACCAAAAACAUCUAGGUCCUGCCAUGUUACAUGCGGCUGGACUUCCCUUUGGGAGAACCCCCUGCCCUCAGGCAGCUUUGUGAGGAGGCAAGAAUGAACUGGGGUGCUGGGUACUUCUCUAGGGCCCAAGGGGGGCAGCAUGGCUCCUAGGGCCUGGGGCCUGAAUAUCCAGAGGUGGUGACCCAGACCAGCAGCUUCCACCAUGUGCCUGGGUUCACGCCCAUGAACGAUGCAGUCCUGCCUCCACCGAGCUUUGGGCUUGCUGGGCAGACAUAUCACUGCAGGGGUCGAGGCAGCCAACAAUUCCUAUGACCUCCGAAAGACAGCUCUGUGUUUCGCCUGCUCUGAGCUGGCUGCUCUCACAUCGGCAUCCUCCAGGUCCUAAUUCACAUUCUGGGGUUCUGUCCCACCAGUUUUCCCCUCUCUUGUAGGUCUCUCUUCUCUACCAAGCUUUUGUCUCUGCUGGUCUUUUAAGCUUUCAAAUCCCUAUCCCCUACCGCAUUCUCAGAAGGACACCAAAGUUCCCCACUAUUUUCAGGCCUCCUGUGCAAGUGCUGUGCUAACAGCUGACCUUUCAAUACAGAGCAUUGGCUCUCAAUGGCACCCACACAUCUUCUAGUACUUCCUGUUAUUGGGGCCAAGUGUCAACUCUCAUCAGGAAGCCCUCAAGGUUGUUCUUACACAGCCCACAUCACCCAUUUCCAUUCCCUGAUGUCUCUUGGAGUCCCCCAAU
Messenger RNA from Phyllostomus hastatus (greater spear-nosed bat), 4046 nucleotides. It is a transcript of the gene LPAR2, whose product is annotated as lysophosphatidic acid receptor 2. NCBI's taxonomy places the organism in Eukaryota, Metazoa, Chordata, Mammalia, Chiroptera, Phyllostomidae. The record is from RefSeq and is a predicted model, not a curated record. Gene Ontology annotation, molecular function: lysophosphatidic acid receptor activity. The transcript has 3 exons. Bases 581 to 1627 code for a protein of 348 amino acids. Gene Ontology annotation, biological process: G protein-coupled receptor signaling pathway. Gene Ontology annotation, cellular component: membrane.